This is a messenger RNA of Cyprinus carpio (common carp), 1166 nucleotides long. It is a transcript of the gene ebna1bp2, whose product is annotated as EBNA1 binding protein 2. Gene Ontology annotation, cellular component: nucleolus; nuclear periphery; preribosome, large subunit precursor. Gene Ontology annotation, biological process: ribosomal large subunit biogenesis; rRNA processing. Lineage: Eukaryota; Metazoa; Chordata; Actinopteri; Cypriniformes; Cyprinidae. The record is from RefSeq and is a predicted model, not a curated record.
CUCCGGUAGCGGAACCAUUCUUUUGCCGUUCUCUGUUUCCUUCAGGGCUUUAAUGUUACGCACACUCGUGAGAAACAGUGCUGUCCACACGUGAAGCUAGUGGAUGUUGUGAAAACUUCUGUUACUGUAUUUAUUUUUCUAAUCCCCGUUCUGUAUUCGUUUACAAUGGUAGAAAUAGUUGAGGAUCCCCAGAUGGGGUUUGAGUCCGAGGAAGACGACGACGAAUUAUCCGACGGCGAGCUGCAAGAAGCCUUCGCCAAGGGUUUGCUCAAACCUGGACUGAAUGUUCCUCAGCUCGAGCCAACGAAGGCCGUCAACAAUGUGGAGGGUCUUAAGAAAUGUCUCGCUGAGUUUAAGAAGAACCUGCCGUGGGCUGAAAGGCUGGACCUCACUAAUUAUCCAGCUGCUGAUAUUGUUGCGAAGGCGGAGGGCAGAGCGCAGCAGCCUGAAGGAGAAGACGUCAGUGCAGAGGAUGACUUUCAGAGGGAGAUGUACUUUUACCGGCAGGCCCAAGCAACUGUUUUAGCAGCGCUGCCAAAGCUGCACAAGUUCAAGAUUCCUACCAAGAGACCCGAGGAUUACUUUGCAGAGAUGGCCAAGACUGAUCAGCACAUGCAGAAGAUUAGGAAGAAGCUUCUUCUGAAGCAAGCUGCAAUGGAGAAGUCAGAAAAGGCCAAGAAGCUCAGAGAACAGAGGAAAUAUGGCAAAAAGGUUCAAACACAGGUCAUUCAGAACAGGCAGAAACAGAAGAAAGCAAUGCUGUCAGCUGUAAAGAAGUAUCAGAAAGGAAUGACAGAUAAAUUGGACUUCUUGGAAGGAGAUCAAGAUCAGAGACCGAAAGGAUCAGCAGCAAAAAAGCAAAUAAACAAAAAAGGUCCAAAUUCUAAGAAGAAAUACAAGGAUAAGAAGUUUGGCUUUGGGGGAAAGAAGAAGGGCAGCAAAUGGAACACCAAAGACAGCCAUGACGACGUUUCAGGAUUCAAGGCCAAAAUGGCUCAUGGGAAAGGUGGCAAACAUUUCGGCAAAGGAGGCAAGACGAAUAAACGGCCAGGGAAAGAGACACGGAGGAAAAUGAAGGCACGUAAAUGAGCUGUAUCUUCCCAUUUGUACCUCUCACUCAAAUUAAUUGUGCCAUUAAAAAGACUUUUUUAAAUCUCUAUUUCCUA